This is a messenger RNA of Pseudoliparis swirei, 3396 nucleotides long. RefSeq names its product hyaluronidase 2b (gene hyal2b). Lineage: Eukaryota; Metazoa; Chordata; Actinopteri; Perciformes; Liparidae. The record is from RefSeq and is a predicted model, not a curated record. Bases 121 to 1551 code for a protein of 476 amino acids. Gene Ontology annotation, biological process: carbohydrate metabolic process; hyaluronan catabolic process. The transcript is spliced from 4 exons. Gene Ontology annotation, molecular function: hyalurononglucosaminidase activity; hyaluronoglucuronidase activity.
GUCGCUCAUUCCUUCGUUUAUAUUCUCCUUAUCUUGCAGAUUUGUAAAUCAUCAACAUGGAUUGAAAAUACUUUUGUCUUUCACAUGGCAGAGAAAGAGGUGAGAAGGUGAGCAGUGACCAUGGAGUCUGGAUUUCACUCUCUCUUCACCACAGCUGGCCAGCUGCGGUGGUUGCUUCUGUCUCUGUUUACAACGUGGACAGUCUUGUGUUCAGCAGAAUUAAAGCAGACAAGAUGGCCAUUAUAUUCACAGAAGCCGGUUCUUCUCGCCUGGAAUGCACCAACACAGGAGUGUGCCCCGCGACAUCGCGUUGCUUUGUCUUUGGACCAGUUUGACAUUGUGGCAUCCCCCAAUGAGGGCUUUGUCAGGCAGAACCUCACCAUUUUUUAUAAGGAGCGCCUUGGAUUGUAUCCCUAUUAUGAGCGGGGAGGCACUGCAGUGAAUGGAGGCCUUCCACAGCUUGCCAGCCUCACUCAGCACUAUGAAAAGAUGCCCGAAGGUUUGCAAAAAUAUAUCCGUGAGCCAGAGGCGAAAGGUUUGGCUGUAAUCGAUUGGGAGGAGUGGCGUCCAUUGUGGAUCCGAAAUUGGGACAUUAAAGAUAUCUAUCGAAAUAAAUCCCGUGAAAUGGUGGCCAAAAAGAAUCCCAAGUGGACCCUGGAACAAGUGGGUAAAGUUGCACAGCAAGAAUUUGAGCUUUCAGCUCGCAAGUUUAUGCUGGAGACGAUGAAACUAGCGAAGAGCUUGAGGCCCAAUCAACAAUGGGGCUUCUACUUGUUUCCAGAUUGUUACAACCACGACUACAGGAGCGGCUUGAAGAACUACACUGGCCGCUGUCCUGUUGUGGACAUGAUCCGCAAUGAUCAACUGAACUGGUUGUGGAUGGAAUGCACAGCCUUCUUCCCAUCUAUAUAUGUGGGUUCUGUACUCGCCUCCACCAACGAUGGACGCCUUUUUGUACGAAACCGGGUAAAGGAGGCGAUGCGCCUGGCAUCUGUUGGGGUUGGAUUAGCACGGCCUGUUUUUGUGUAUACCCGCCCUACUUACAUCAAUCAGAUGACCCUCCUAACGCAGAUGGAUCUGGUCUCUACCAUUGGUGAGAGUGUUGCACUUGGAGCAGCAGGUGUAAUCUUCUGGGGCGACACUUCUUAUGCAAGCAGCUAUGCCAGCUGCUCCCUCCUGAAUAAUUAUCUUCAGGGACAGCUGGGCCGGUACCUCCUCAAUGUGACGACAGCAGCAGAACAGUGCAGUCAGGUGGUAUGUCAAUCCCACGGCCGCUGUCUGCGCAAGGUACCAGACGACGAGGUGUACCUGCAUCUCAGUCCCUUAACGCACAGCAUCACCAGUCAGGGUGGCCAGCUGAAGGUUACAGGCGUGCUUAGCCAAGCCGAGCUUGCGCUUUUCCACACACACUUCCAGUGCCAAUGCUACAGUGGGUACAGGGGUGAGGCCUGUGCUCAGAAAGAAAAAGGGCAGAAUAAAGCCUCCUCUGUCUUCGGAACCUGGCCUCUUUGCCUUUUACUCCCACUAGGACUCCUCACACUGCUACACUAAGGAUCUGAGAAGCCCAAACUAUUCACUGCCUCUGCCAGACAAAUCAGACGUUUCAACACAUAGGUGGUAAGUUACAGUGCACUAGUGAUGAUGCUGAAUGAUGACGCAUUGUCAUCAGAGAAUAAUUUAUCGUACAAUAUGUCAGUUCUCCGUGCUCCAUGCUGACCCUGGCCUCCAGAAGAAGAGAUCAUCUUUCCACAUUGACUGUAUGUGACUAAAGUGUAAUUGUGGGGCUUUUUCCCACAGAAAACGAAAUGCAUCGUGAAAAAAGACCGUACGUGUUUUACAAUGGACACAAACAUACAACAUGAAGCAAAAAAGCUGAAGAACGGUACCUUUGAUGCCCAGCGGCACACAGUAUUCACAAGUUGUUGUUGUUGUUUUUGUAGUAUCAUAACUUUAGGUAUUCUGUAAUUGGAUAUUUCUGCCCACUUUAAACAUGAGUGUUUCUAUCUGUUGAUUGAUCACGCUGUUAAGUGGUAGCCUUAUGAAUGAAAUGUAAAUAGUGCAUUAUACCAGAAGGUGAUACAUUCUGAGAAAUGGAGCCUUAAAUAUCUUUUGCUAUCUUUGGCCUAAAGAAACAAGAUGGCUGGACCUGCCUGUUUCAGUUCAAAGUUGUGUCUUAUCUUGGCUAGAAACUACAAAGUGCUAUUUUUUUAUGGUUACUUUUGUUUACAAGUUGUGAUUAUUGAGGUUUUUCCAGCAGUGUUUAUCUCAGGCCUCUGCUGGCGCUGGUGCUUUAUACUGAUAUGAACUCUUUAGGCAUACCAGUUUUAAUUUAAUUCAUAAAGGAAAAUGUAUGUAUCGAAGAAAAGGUGGACAGACCUGAAAAGAUGAAUGGAUUUGCAUAUCCAUAGCAUCUUUCUAGUCUUUCGUCCACUCAAAGUGCUCUACACACAUUUGUACACUGAUGCAAGGUGCCAAAAUGCUCAUUAGGACCAAAUAUCAUCAUUCGCACACACAUACACACAAACACACACCGAUGUUACAGAAUUCACAGACUAUAUCUUUCCCAAAGACACUUCAACAUGCGGACUGGCAGAGCCGGGGAUCAAACAAACAUUCUUCCGAUGAGUGAACAAUUCACAUUUUCUGAUGAGAUGCAAAUAUAAUUGACAUAGGAAACUGUGAAAACAAUUUGGCAUUAUGUUGAAAAGGUUAACUUUUAGCAUCCUGCUAAUGUCAUUUUCAUGAAAACGUACAGAUACACAUUUAGAUUCCAACUCUUCAUGGCAAAUUUAAGAUGGUUUCAUACGUACUGGUAUUGAUGUAUUUGUCGGAUAAAAUCAAAAAUAUUUCAAUUAUAUAUUGUUUUGUUCAUUUCAUGCCAUUGACACAAUUCUUAAAUAUGUAAGGGAUCUGUUCGUUGUAGUUUACAUUGAAACAAUUUGGCUGAUGCCAAUCAGCUUCCCUAACCAGAUUUUCUUUCAAUUCUCAAAUAUCCAUAUUAGCCUCAGAAAACCAGCAUUGCCCUGGCUCUAAACACAAUUAUCAGGUUAGAUUCUUUUUAGAGUGUAGUUUGCGGGAGACAAUUUGUUGAUUGCAACUACUGUAGGUACAUCUUCAAAUUGUACUUUCUAGAGUUUCAUAUUUAAACAGUAGGUUCUGUAUUUAUUCUCUCUGGCAUUGCUCAGUAAAGUAUUCAGCUACCUAAAAUAAGUGGUGUUUUUAAUAAACUGAACAAUUUGUACUAUUAGUAUUGCGAUAGAUUGUUUGAAUUAUGCUGCAACCAUUUCAAAAUACAGCACUUUAACUAUUUUUUUGUUGAGCUGGAUCUACCUUUGUUUUAUGUAAGAGAUGUAUUCCACUGUGAAUUUUGCCUUAAAAUAAAUGCUUCUGAUUGUU